AUGGACUACACGAUGGAGGACACCCAGAACUCCACUCCCGACGCGCUGGAGGCGUCCAAGCUCAACUCCGCCGGACAGCGCACCGACAGCCAGAGCGUGACGAAACGCCUCCAAGCCGAAUUGAUGCAGCUAAUGCUGUCGCCCUCGCCCGGCAUCUCCGCCUUCCCUGACGCGGACGGCAACCUGCUCUCCUGGACGGCGACCAUCACCGGCCCGACCGAGACCCCCUACGAGGGCCUCUCCUUCAAGCUCUCGUUCGCCUUCCCCAAUAACUACCCUUACUCGCCGCCGACCGUGCUCUUCAAAACUCCCAUCUACCACCCCAACGUCGACUUCUCAGGCCGCAUCUGCCUCGACAUCCUCAAGGACAAGUGGAGUGCUGUGUAUAAUGUGCAGAGCGUGCUGCUCAGUCUGCAGAGCUUGCUCGGUGAGCCCAACAAUGCGAGCCCCCUGAACGCGCAGGCCGCCGAGCUCUGGGACACCGACCAGGAGGAGUACAAGCGGCACGUGCUCGCGAGACACCGCGACAUCGAGGACAUUGAGUAA
This is a messenger RNA of Aspergillus terreus NIH2624, 546 nucleotides long. RefSeq names its product putative ubiquitin conjugating enzyme (UbcK). The record is from RefSeq and is a predicted model, not a curated record. Lineage: Eukaryota; Fungi; Ascomycota; Eurotiomycetes; Eurotiales; Aspergillaceae. The transcript is spliced from 3 exons. Bases 1 to 546 code for a protein of 181 amino acids.